Dendrobium catenatum is the source of this 1527-nucleotide messenger RNA. RefSeq names its product SWR1 complex subunit 2. Gene Ontology annotation, molecular function: ATP-dependent H2AZ histone chaperone activity. The transcript is spliced from 11 exons. The coding region runs from base 169 to 1272 and encodes 367 amino acids. The record is from RefSeq and is a predicted model, not a curated record. Gene Ontology annotation, biological process: regulation of DNA-templated transcription; chromatin remodeling. Gene Ontology annotation, cellular component: nucleus. NCBI's taxonomy places the organism in Eukaryota, Viridiplantae, Streptophyta, Magnoliopsida, Asparagales, Orchidaceae.
UUUGGAGCUAGAUUUGGGUCUGAUCGGGUCCCAAAAUCUAACUAGCUUCCACGCGAAUUUGGAGCGUUGCCUGUGUCCUGUCGGGAAUAAGGAUAUCUCAUUCGGAAAACUGCUCAGGUCAGUUCGCGGGGCAUAGGAAGGUGCGUUGUAUCGCCGGAGCUUACAAGCAUGGCGGAUCCUGAGGAACAAAUUCUUCUUCUCGAGCGUUCUUCUAGGUUAACUAGAGGAAAGAGGAUGACUAAAUUACUAGAUGAAGAGAUAGAAGAGGAUGAACGUUUUUGGAAUCAAGAUGCUCUUAAAGAUGAAGAGAAUGAUGACAAUUACAAAGAAGAGCAAGAAGUGCCUGAUGAAUUUGAUAGUGAUUUUGAGGAGGAUGAACCUGAGCAAGAAGAUGAAGCUGAAAAUCCUGCUGAAGAUAGGUUCUCCCUUAUUAUGCUUCCAGUUAAAAAGAGGUUGAUAUUCCCUGGAAAGCAAGUUGCCAAAAAGAAAAAUAAGAAGAAGGUUCUUUCAAAGCUUGAGUACAGUUCUAAAAUUGGGAACUUUCAAGAAUCACAUAAGCCUACACAUGCUGAAAGUCAAGAUGCUACAGAUGAAUUAGAGGGUGAAAGGACGGUGAGGAAGUCGACUAGAACUUCGGUCAUUGUGAGGCAAGCAGAAAGAGAUGCAAUUCGUGCUGCAUUGCAAGCAACAAUGAAGCCAAUAAAGAGGAAAAAGGAGGGCGACGAAAAGCGAAUGACUCAAGAAGAAAUGCUGCUAGAGGCUGCCCAAACAGAGAUUAUGAACUUGAGAAAUUUGGAGCGUGUUUUGGCAAGGGAAGAAGAAGUGAAGAAAAGGGCUGUUGUUAAUAAAGCAGAAUGUGAGGGUCCUCAGAUAAGAUUUACUUCAAGAAAUGGCAAAUCGUUAUUAGACUUCAUGAAGGGUUCAUCAUUUAAAUCAGAACUUCAUACAGCUUCAGCUCCCUCAGAUUCUGGGAAAUCUCUUUGCGUUGUUACUGGAUUGCCCGCCAAGUAUCGCGACCCUAAGACUGGUUUACCUUAUGCAACAAUAGAAGCCUUCAAGAUAAUUCGGGAACGAUUCUUCAAGGAGGAAGCUCAUAAGAAGAAGCAGGUGACAAUGGACACGGGUGAUCUUCUAAAUUUAAUAUCUGGUCAGGAAUGCUUUUCAUUCAAACGCAAAAGAUCAGGGGCUGAAACAACUACCAAACCUUCAGACUGGAGAUUAGGGGCAAGGUUUAGAAGAAUACCAGCUCUUGAAAAUCUUGAUCUUGAUUAAAUAUAAAGGUGAAUGUGGCUUUCUUUUCCUUUGUCGUAUAGUUCAAAUAUGGUUAGCUACAUCAAAUCAAUCGAACACCCUAACAGAAAUUUUAUCUUCAUUUUUCAGCAAACCGAGCAACAUAUCUGUGGUUGCACCCAUGCGUUUUUAUUGUCUAUAUGAUUUAGGUAUUUUCUGUGAAAACCAAACUGUUUGAUGAUGCAAGAUUUGGAAUAUUUUUUCGCAAAAUAACAUGCAUCCCUUAUCUUAUCGAUC